GUGUUCACGAGAAGAAUUUAUAUGAAUGCAGAGUUUCAUUUGAAGGCGCCAUAUGUCUAUGGUGGACUUCUUUUAUUAUGAAGGCUGAAGGUACAUUUCCGGUUUGGGUGUGUUUAAUUUCAGCAGCUUCACAGAAAAAAAACUGAGGGUGAGAAAAACUAACCAAUCACAAUGUUGACGGAUGUGACGUCAUGUUUUUUUUUUUUACCCCCAACGGAGCUAUUUCAGUGUGACACCUCAACAUGGAGCCAGAAGACAGAAUCACACCGAGCCGCGAAAACUGUGUUUAUACCAGCUGUUACUGUGAAGAAAAUGUUUGGAAACUCUGUGAGUAUGUCAGAACAGAGAGAACCACACCGCUGGAAGAACUGUUUGUGGUUUUCAUCUCAAAUGAGAACAGAAUGGUUCCUCUGUGGAAGCAGAAGUCUGGACGUGGAGACCAGCCAGUGAUCUGGGACUACCACGUGGUCCUGCUGCAGGUCAGACUUCAGUCUUCUUCUCUGGUUUAUGAUCUGGACUCUGAGCUGUCGUUUCCCUGCAGCCUGAAGCUGUAUGCUGGCCAGGGCCUCCGCUCAGACCGCAACAUCAAACCUGCGUACCACAGGAAGUUGCGUGUCGUCCCUGCUGAAAGCUUCCUGUUGAACUUUGCGUCCGAUCGAUCGCAUAUGAAGAACUCUGACGGGUCUUGGAAAAUGCCUCCCCCACCCUACCCCCCCAUACACACAACAGAGUGUCAGAUGAACUUGGAUGACUUCAUCAGUAUGAGCCCUGCUGUCGGCUGGGGGGAGGUCUUCAGUCUGGACCAUUUCCUGCAGAGACACAUGGGGGACUCUUCAUCAUCGUCCUCAUCAUCGUCUUCAUCAGCAGCAGCUUCAUCAUCAUAGCAUCCUCGCUGGAGAUCAGCUGUCAGUCGGCUCUAACAGCUGUAGAGACUUUAGAUGGAGUUUCUGUCCGAACUGAUCUAAUACUAAUAAAGUUAUAAGUUAUUAUUAUUAUUAUUAUUAUCAGUGGCAGAGCAGCAGUGUUUUUUCUCUGUUACCUGUUUAACAAACAUCUGCAGUCUGUAUUUAUACUGUGGACUGAGUCCUGUUUAGAUGCUCAGGAACCAUUUCUACUGCCACAGUGCCUUUUAUAUUAUUUAUUCAUUAUUAGCGUCCGUAGUUAUUAUUUAAUAACCCAGAAUAUGACUAUGGUGUCUUUUGAACACUAGAAAGGAUUUAUUGAACUAAAUGUUUGAGGGAAAAUUGAAAUGAUGUAACUCAUAUCAGGAAUUAUCAACCUCACAUGUGACUGAAUGAAAUGACGAUAAAUGAUGUAAAUAGUGUAACAGACAGACCCUCCUUCUCUCACUGACUUUAUUUUAGUAUCUUUAAUAAAAGUUAAUGGGGGAAAUAA
Sebastes umbrosus (honeycomb rockfish) is the source of this 1395-nucleotide messenger RNA. It is a transcript of the gene ntaq1, whose product is annotated as WDYHV motif containing 1. The transcript has 6 exons. Gene Ontology annotation, cellular component: cytosol; nucleus. Gene Ontology annotation, molecular function: protein-N-terminal glutamine amidohydrolase activity; protein-N-terminal asparagine amidohydrolase activity. The coding region runs from base 243 to 884 and encodes 213 amino acids. Lineage: Eukaryota; Metazoa; Chordata; Actinopteri; Perciformes; Sebastidae. The record is from RefSeq and is a predicted model, not a curated record.